AUGCAGCCAAGACUCGAAUUUCCUCUUGGCGAAACACUGGAUUGUGGCGUGGACGUUGCCAAUCAUUCCUAUAGCGAUGGAAAUGGCGAGGUUUGUGAUUUUGACUUUGCCACCUCGGAUUCAUUGGGCCGGGCAGAGCAAGUUCCGAUCACACACCAAGCGCAUCAUUCCGGGAACUUCCUUUCGCAGUGGCAUCAGGCUGAUAGGCUAUGCCUUAUUGAUGGCGCACCACCUUUGCGGAUGCAAAUGGAUAGAUUUUCUGCUUCAGACCGUCGUGUUGAAGGAGCAAUGGACUCAAGAGGAAGAGGGGAAUGUGGGGGAGAUACCGAAGGAGACGUUAUGGAAGAAAAUGAACAAGCAGAUGAUGAUGAUGAUGAGAGAGGAAGACAAGCGGAUAGGAGUCACAACGUUACCGGCCUUCAGGCUAGAAGAAGCAUGCUACAGCCCAAUCAGCCCUCAGACCACUCUCUUCAUCAUUAUGGGCAGCAUCAGGUCUGGCCUGCGUUUGAGCUCGAAGGAACUGGUGAGAAUAUGCCUAGCCUGCCAGCUCGGCAACGGCGCCGGCUGCCCAGAUCAGGUGGGCCGUGUGCCUAUAAAAUCUCAAAGAGUGAACAGCGAUUCUCGGAAAGACCUGCUGGUAUGUAUUAUCCAUUUUAA
Messenger RNA from Protopolystoma xenopodis, 657 nucleotides. The record is from the annotation of a GenBank genome assembly. Lineage: Eukaryota; Metazoa; Platyhelminthes; Monogenea; Polystomatidea; Polystomatidae.